AUGGCCCUGCACUACCCUAUGGCCGUGGGCCUCAACAAAGGCCACAAAGUGACAAAGAAAGUCAGCAAGCUGAGACACAGCCCGCGCCUCACCAAGCACACCAAGUUCAUGUGGGACCUGAUCCGGGAGGUGUGCGGCUUCGCGCCCUACGAGCGCUGCCCUAUGGAGUUGCUCAGAGUGUCCAAGGACAAGCAAACACUCAAGUUCAUCAGGAAGAGGGUGGGCACGCACAUCUGCGCCAAGAGAAAGCGGGAGGAGCUGAGCAACGUGUUGGCAGCCAUGAGGAAGGCGGCGGCCAAAAAGGAUUGA
Messenger RNA from Arvicanthis niloticus (Nile rat), 309 nucleotides. The record is from RefSeq and is a predicted model, not a curated record. Lineage: Eukaryota; Metazoa; Chordata; Mammalia; Rodentia; Muridae.